Messenger RNA from Cladocopium goreaui, 1242 nucleotides. NCBI's taxonomy places the organism in Eukaryota, Dinophyceae, Suessiales, Symbiodiniaceae. The record is from the annotation of a GenBank genome assembly.
AUGUUGCCUGGGCCUUCCGUGGAAGUGAGACAAGUGCGACCAGUGCGACCUGCUGCUGUCAGAGACCACCCCAGACCCUGUGGCGCCUUUUUCGAGUCUGGAGCCCAUUCAGCGCUGCUGAAGCUGGCGGGUGCUGCGCCCUUGGUUUACGCUUGCGGAGCGCGGUUGCGAAGGCUUUCUGCCAUCAGCCGCAAAUCUGGUGCAUCAGCAAUUGACAUUGACAGGCUGCAAGCUGUGGAGUAUGAUGAUGGCUGUCGAUAUCGCAUCCUGUUCAAUGAAGUCCUUGGCUCUGGGGCGCAGGGUACCGUGUACCGUGGCCUGACGGAAAAUGGGGAACCGGUGGCUAUCAAGGUAAUUCCAACUUGGCGACUGGUCUUGGAGCCCGGGUGCGAGGUUCAGAAAUUAGCGGAAAUCGAAGCUGAGCUGGAGACGCUGAGAGCUUUGGGGAACCACCCAAAUAUUGCCGGAUUGAUUGCAACUGCCACCAUCAACAGAGUGGACCAGAAUGGCAAAGUUCGACCCCACUAUAAGCUGGUGGUCAUGGAGGUGGUGAAUGGACGCGAACUUGCAGAACACGUGGCCAUAGAGGGUCCCAUGCGAGAGUCGGUUGCCAGAAGCAUCUUUUUGCAGAUCUUGGAUGGGCUGGCGCACAUGCACAAGCGUGGUGUGAUUCACCGAGAUCUUAAACCGGAGAAUAUGAUGGUGACCGGAGACGUCGUUGAUCUCGAGAGUCGCGUCAAGCUCAUUGAUUUUGGAGUGGCCAAGUGUUUGCACCAUGGCCCCUUGGAGACGGUGGUGGGAACUCCGUCCAUCAUGGCACCUGAAAUUGCCAAAGCGAAGCUGGGGAGCACGGACGUGGUACAUGGGGCCUUCAGCUGGGGACAUCAAGGAGAGGCGUCCCUUGUUCAGACCUCUUCCGGGCCAGAGGAGUUCAGCCCGAAGGUGGAUGUCUGGUCAACAGGCGUUUGCCUCUACACCUGCUUGACGGGCAAGCUCCCCUUCAGGACCGAACUCGACAUCAUCCGGUCCGAGUACGACCGGGCUGCUCUACACCAUCUCUCGGAAGAAGCAAAGGAUCUCCUCGCCAACAUGCUGGAGAAGGAUGCUUCCAAGCGGCUGUCGGUUGAAGAGUGCUUGGCCCAUCCCUGGGUGCCUUGCUCGGAAGAAGAUGGUUGCACCAUCGACUGGGACAACCUGCCAGAGGAUGAGUUUGAGUACGAUCCGCUGGGAUCGUUUCCGUGA